AUGAACGAGGAUGAUCAAUUUGAGGAAUUUUUGUUGCCAGUUGAAAGAGGUGCUCCUCAACAUGUUCUUAAUGAUGAGAUGAUAAGUGGAGGGGUUUAUGAUUCACCGACUAGGAAAUUUGGGUGCGUUUUUUAAAAUUUCCUUUUUUUGGAAUGGAAAUUCAAAUAAUUUUUCAUGAAGACAAAGAUAAUGAAAAUUCUGGAAAUUCUCAGAAUCUUCAGAUUGAAAAUCAAAAAGUUCUGAAUUUUCAUCCGCCACGUUCUAAAUAUGAACCUGACUGAAACUUUUUGAAAAAAAAUAAAUAAUUUUUGCAAUUUCAGCGCAAUGCUCGGCGAAAUCGACCCGAAGAUUCCCGAAUCUCCCGACAUGAAAUUCGCCAGAAAACGACUCGGAAAUCUAUUGACAACAAUAAAACAACAUCCAGUCGAAUCGAUUACAAUGCCCGAUUCUUUGAUUCCUUCGAGUUCAGCAGCUCCGGCGACAAAUGAAGAACAAACUGAAAAACGAGGAAGACCACCUGGUAGACCGAGAAAAAUUGUUGAGCCGAAUGAUACGAAAAAGAAUAAUGAGGUGAUGGAUCUGUCGCCGGAUCAGAGUAUUAUGUUUGAGUUGAGGGGAAAACCUUUUGAAUUGGUCGCUGGAAGGUUAGUUUUUAUGGGGAAAAUGAACGAAAAUUGGAUUUUAUCUAGAAAAUUCAAGAUCAUUUAUUUUAUCAACAAUUAAAACUGCUGAAUAUCGACCAAAUGAAAAUUUUUAUAAAAGCUUGGAUAAAAGCUCGAUUAAAAAAAAAUGAAAACUUUCUGGAAUUGAUUAAUUUUUGACCAAAAAUCCAAGUAAUCUUUCAGAUCCGAUUGCGAAUACACAUUGUGCCGAGCUUGGGUUCGCGGAGACAUCACUAAAGAGCAUCCCGCUCCAACAACCCUUCGCCAAGAAUUCGCCCCAAAUCUCGCAGUUGAAUAUCUCGCAUGUCGUGAAAUCCACAAAAUGCCGCGAGCCUCAAACGCCAUCGCUGAAAUGCCAAUGCUUCCCAAAAAAGUCGACGAAUUCGACAAAUCGAUUGAUCCGGAAAAGAUUGGAGUUUUGCGUGUUGAAUAUUCGAGACAUUGGAAGGCGGUGAAAAAAGGAUGGCUUGCGCAUCAAAGAAAACGAAAUGCCAAAUAUGCAAAGAGUAUUUCGCUGUUGGAGAAGAUUUUCACACCGCCCGAGUUGAGGGAAUAA
This is a messenger RNA of Caenorhabditis angaria, 1218 nucleotides long. NCBI's taxonomy places the organism in Eukaryota, Metazoa, Nematoda, Chromadorea, Rhabditida, Rhabditidae. The record is from the annotation of a GenBank genome assembly.